GCACUGACCGUUGUGUGAAGUUUUUGUUCCCUCCCACUAACUGGUGCUAAAUAGAUGCCACCACACUCUCAGGGGAGAAGCUGCAGCCAUCGCCAUGGGAAGAAAAAACCUGCUGUCCGUCUGCCUGCUUGUCUUUGUCACUUUCAAAGUGUCUGGCUUCAAGAUCCGGAACAAGCUGCUGGGGAAAUGCCUGCAGGUGCAAGAAGGAGCGUCAGGGAGCCGAGUAUUGUUAGGAGAAUGCAGCUCAAGCUCACCAUUACAGGAAUGGCACUGGCUGACUGACGGCUUUGCUCUCAGGAGUCAACACACUGGAGAGUGUUUAACCGCACCGAGUCAGGAGUAUGAUGGAGUCCUCCUGCAGCCCUGCAUCUUCAGAUCUGAAGUGAAUGUAGGAGGAGAGGCCAGCAGCCAGGCGUGGGCCUGCUCAAAGAAAGGCCACAUCACUUUGAUAGGGAGUGGGCUACACCUGAGCACUACAAAAGAAUCCACUUUGGUCUAUUUGUUGAGGGAACAUAAGCAGGGCAGCAGGUGGCGAACCCUUGAUAACCAGACAGUGUGUGAUGGAAGGGACAGCAAACAAAACCAGAACCAGCCCAGUCAACAUGUGGAGGACCUGGAACUGGACACUUCAUCAACUCAUGUGACUGACAUAAACACUAGAGUUGAAACAUUUGAUGGUCUUAUCGGCUCAGUAGGAACAGAACCAGACUCAGGUAAAGAUGUGCCCAUCCCUGAUUCCCUGAGCCCUCGACCCCCUGCAGACCCCACCAUGGUGUUUUUCACCAUGGACUAUGGAAUGAGCUGGAAGAUAACCAUGUUGGUGUUAAGCUCUUUGGCUCUGGUCCUGGGAACUGUAAUUCUCAUCCUCAAUGUGUAUUCUAAUAGAAGGAAAAAAGUGGUUUGUGUUUUGAAGUCGUACACUCCAAGGCCAGAUGCGAGUGUUCCCGGGUCUCCGGUUCCAGGUGAAAGAGCUCCUCUGACCCAGCAUGCCAUGCAUCUUCCACACUCUUCCCCCACCUUCCAGAGAGGAGAGAUCCUGAUUGAGUGGAAGGAUGGCACAGUCACUCCCCUGUACGAGGCCUGAAGGCCCGACACAGUUUCAGAUGUGGUUGGUGGUGUUGUGAGAGUGGGUUGGUAUCUUGUAUGAGGCUCAGUGUGUGUUUGAGUCAGAAGGAGACAUUAAUAAUAAAAGAAGAAGCAGCAGUCAAAGCCAGGUUAAGGUUUCUGUUGUUGUUGGCAAACUAUUGAUAUUGGAUUUCAGAAUGUUUAAUAAAGGUGAAUAUUUGUGGAUCAGAUGUGUCUUAAAGGUUUUACGUGCCAGGAGAAGACAUAAAGUUCCAUCUAGAUGUCAGAAUAAAAGCAUCUGAAGUGGACUAUAAAUUAAAAAUAAUGUUUAAAAUACAUUAAGUUAUUUCUGCUGGUCCAAGUUAAAAAUUAGAAUUUGGUUAAUUCUAGUGAUGAUUUUUUAUUUAGUUUUUUUUAUGCUGCUGAUUACUCGUGUAAGAUCAUAUUUACUAAACAAUGUUUCGGAGGAA
Messenger RNA from Nothobranchius furzeri (turquoise killifish), 1535 nucleotides. RefSeq lists its product as uncharacterized. Lineage: Eukaryota; Metazoa; Chordata; Actinopteri; Cyprinodontiformes; Nothobranchiidae. The record is from RefSeq and is a predicted model, not a curated record.